Cherax quadricarinatus is the source of this 4856-nucleotide messenger RNA. The record is from RefSeq and is a predicted model, not a curated record. Lineage: Eukaryota; Metazoa; Arthropoda; Malacostraca; Decapoda; Parastacidae.
UUCUUUUUACCAGACAUGCGAUUUCCUCUUGAUGGAAGCGUGGAGCUUUAUUUUACUCACUCCCCUGACGAACACCCACGAACAGUGUCUAAUGUUUCAUGUGACAAGUCUCCAUGUGCUAUUGCAUCGUGGAACUCAUACGAAAAUAUCAACUUCACUUUUGAGCAAGUGGAUGACCAAGGUGUGGCGGGUGUGGGCAGUGUGAGCCACACACUGGGGCCACUCGACGGCUCUCUUUACGCCACUGUCACUAAGAAACGUCAGCCACCGCCGCCAGCAUCACCACAUUCACCAGUGUCACCACACGCGCCCUCAGCCCACACACCCUCACCCCACGGCCUCGUUAAUGGGCGCUACGCUGCCUCCAUAGACUCUGGUAUCGCCUCCAGCAACUCAGCGGGCGCAGCGCCCGUCUCCCCUCCUACCUCUGAUACUUCCCAGACGUCUGGUGAAUCCCGCGGUACGGCGGCAGCGGUGGCCACGGGGCGGGUGGGGGCUGGGGGGCCUCCACCCUAUGUGGAUGCCCGCCAGCUGGAUGAGCUACUCCAAGGUAUGCUCCUGGAGAUCCAGAAUAUCCCUGACCUCCGCCCCGGCCAGACACCUGCCCCAGACAUAGACUCCAUCCGCUGUCCUGACUUCAGUAUGACGACCAAGACAGACACACGAGUGGGGAUAGUGAGUGGCGGUGCAGGGGAGGCGGGCGUUCACCCAUACACCUCCCACCUCCCCCACUCCCCUGUCAACGGCUACAGCGGCUCCACCACCCACGACUCCCUUUUGGACACCUCUCUCAGCACCACCGCUGAAGACUUGCCCUACCACGCCCGCACUGACAGUAAGCCCUUCAGCUACGGUGCCGUCACGUCCUCGCCACUGCUGGGGAGACGCCGCACGACCUCUGAGGGUGGCGAUGGAGUCCCAGCGCCGCCCUCGCCCUCCAUACACCGACGCAAUUCUCGUGAAACCCUGGGUCAGGCCCGAGCAGGUCUUGAGUCUCCCCGGCUGGUGCGACGCAUGUCGGGCAGCGUCGGGGGCAGCCCAGGUGAAGGCAGCACCAAUACCCGACGAUCGCCCUCGCCGUCACCUUCUCCGGAACCUGGCAGUCGUGGUGGCACGUUACAGCGGCAGCGGUCACACACGCUCACUACUCGACUCAUGUCUGGGGUGGAGUCCACGCCCAACACCUCACUCUCACGCUCAGAGCACACCAGGUCGGCCUCCAGGCUAGACGACUCCUUCGACUACUCCAUCGACCCUCACUGUCGCAGCUUCAGCAGCACUAGCAGCAACAAUGUGUCAUGGCUGCAGAUGCAACAACGUAAAUUGGCAGAAAGGCGAGAAGCCAAAUUCCGAGCUGAGAGAGGACCUCAGGAGGCUCGAAUGCUCUCUGAACUACGCACUCGUAUGAGCCAGCAACAGCGCACAACUGCCACCGGUUCCAAGGAAUUUGAAGAUGGCUAUGUUAGUGACACUACACUUCUGUCUGAAACAUCACGAGAGUCCUCCCCAGUGAAGACAUUGCCUCCGUUAACAAUUAAUACUGGAGUUGCGCCAACCACACCCCAGAAGCCUCCCAUUGGCCAUUCUACCCCAGCUAGGGGCAACUCAGCUCCUUCAUCUCCUAUUCUGCCUACCAGGUCAGCCUCACGGGAACGCUCAGUCAGAAAUAAUGCGCCUUCAAACAGCCAGCGAAGUCUUCCCAGAAAGCAGCCUGACAUGUUAGAAAGGGAGAGACCUUUUGUAGCUGUUAAAAGGGCACAUGAACAUGCCAAGCCAAGUGAAUCAGUGGAUUCUUCAGCAGCUCUUAGUCAGCUGCAAACCUCUCCACAUGGCCAUAUUAACUACUCAUCAUACUCUUCAUCCAGUCCAGUUGAUGGUCUUCUAACAACAGUUGUUUCAUCAUCAAAUCAGGAGGGACUCGACUCACUAGAUGCUCUGAGUGCCACUCUUGCCAGUCUGGGCUCCCCCACUCAUCCCCCUACCUCUACUACCUCACCGCCCAACCCCAUAAGCAGCACCACCACCACCAUCACCACCACUGCUGUCACCACCUCUGCUGAGUCACAAUCAAUUCACACGGCUCAAACAUCCCAGAGCCGAGAAGAGAGUGCCUGGCAGAGCGAUACUGAAAGUAGUUUUGGUGGGACACGACCAAUCACUCCUGGUUUUCCCCCUGCAACACCUACGACCCCAUACCUGAACCAGGGACUUCCGCCAAAAAGUCCAACCAUGCAACGAAGAGCUCACCUUGGCCUGUCUUCUCUCUCGUCUCGCCCUACCGUCAAAAAGUCUGCGUCACUUCCCAGCAAAGAAAUGGGAGUGAGAAGCCCAUCCCCUGCUACAUCGCAAACAUUACGACAAGAAGUCAAUGGUCACUCAAGCCCAGCUCCUUCCCUUUAUCAUGGCCAGUCACGGCGUUCAUCCCUCACCUCCCUCAGCGAGUCAACGGAGGUCAUUUCUUCACAUCCCAAGUUUGUUAAGGACAUCUCAAAGUUCUGGUAUAAACCAACCAUAACAAGAGAUGAUGCUAUAACAAUGCUCAAGGACAAGACACCAGGCACGUUUGUUGUUCGAGAUUCCAACUCGUUCCCUGGAGCUUUUGGCCUGGCCUUGAAAGUUUCUACUCCACCACCGAACGUGACAACAAAGUCCAGUGACCCAGCUAGUGAGCUAGUGCGUCAUUUUCUUAUUGAACCAACUUCAAGAGGAGUCAGACUCAAAGGAUGUGCAAAUGAACCUGUAUUUGGUUCCUUGUCUGCUCUAGUAUAUCAACACUCCAUAACAGCUCUAGCUCUUCCAUGUCGCUUGAUGCUUCCCGAGAAGGAUCCAGCAGGUGCAGCAGAUACUGUAGACAGUGGUGCUAGCACAAGUAGUGGGAGCAGUUCUACUACACAACUUCUGCAACAAGGGGCAGCAUGCAAUGUCAUGUACUUACACUCAGCAGAUACUGAAAGCCUCACUGGUCCCCAGGCUGUGAAACGUGCUGUCAGUCUUAUGUUGGCUUCAAAGAUAAUGCCAACAGUUGUUCACUUCAAGGUUUCUGCACAGGGUAUUACUCUAACAGACAAUGAGAGGAAACUGUUCUUCCGUCGACAUUACCCAGUAAAUACUAUCUCUCAUUGUGGCCUAGAUCCUGAUGAUAGGCGCUGGACACACAAGAGUGAAGAAGGGGCUGCACUUGGAUCUCUUCGAGUUUUUGGAUUUGUGGCCAAAAAGGGAGCAAGUAGAACAGAGAAUCAGUGCCACAUUUUAGCCGAACUAGAACCUGAACAGCCUGCAACAGCAAUCUGCAACUUCGUUACAAAAGUUAUGAUGACCAGUGUGAGCCGACCCAACCUUGUAUAGUUUCAAGAGACUGGAAACUGGAGCACAGAUCCAUUUCCCUAGAUCAAGAGCCCCUCACCAAGGAACCUCCCAGGAGGGAAAAGUUCGCAUCCUGAAAUUUCGUUUGUAUCCAGAAGCAAAAAAUCAACCGAGCAAUUGUUCGUAUCCUGAAAAACUCACAUGGUGGGGCAUUCGUAAGCCGAGGUUCCACUGUACAUACAUACAUAAUGAGUUGAUUAGGGAGUAUUUCAAUCAGUUUUCAUCAGUGAUCUUCUUGAAUCUGAUUGGAAAAACUUUAUCAAAGCAGCUUUUGCUUAGAAGGCAAAGAAAGAGGGAAGAAUAGUUUAUAAAAAAACAAAGAAACUGGCAAGUAAUGACACAGAUUACAUAUAGUAAUAUCAGCAUAUGUGAUACAUUAUGCAAAAAAAAAAAUGACACUAGAAUUUGUUUUCUUUUGAAGACUUAUUAGGGAGUAGACUGGUAAUCAAAGUAUCUAAGUAAAUUUUAUGUACCAUCUUAUUUUGCACCAUAGUGGCAAAGAGUUUCCUCAAAAAUUAAGAGCAUGUGAAGAAGUGUAAAAUUUAUCUUUUUUCAGUGCAGUGUUGUGUCAUUUUACACUUUAAAUAUCAUGUUACUCAUUUUCAUGUAAUUCAUGUGUUUAUCAAUCACAUAAAGUCUCAUUGUUUUGCUUUACAUGUGUGUUGCAUAGGUUAUAUAACCUACCAUAUGAUUAUACUUUAUUGAAUACUAUAGGCAGAUUUUAAUAUAUAUGAAAUAUGUUGUUUUUUCAUUAAUGUUUCAAAAUAUAUUUCUUCUCUGUAAAAUAUGCAAUAAUGACUGUUGGGUCUUGCUUCUAUUAUGCACUGGCAAUCAAUAUGCAAACAAUUAAUGCUCCAGAACAUUGGAUACAAUUCAUUAACACCUGCAGAUAUAUGAAUUAUUUGUAUUUAAUGUAAAUCUGCAAUUAGAGUAUGCAUAAAUCUAAGGCAAGUUAAACCAGUGACAAUUUGGUAGUGUAAAUUUUGUAUUUAGUGAGUAUUCUAGUUAAACCUUUGUAUUGGCAGUCUUGAGUAUCUGCGUGAAAACACACUUGACCAUGUGUCAGUCAAUAUUCCAGGCAUCUUUGAAUGUUUUGUACAUAAUGUCCAUAUGUUUAAGUCAUAGUAAUACAAAACUUUUAAUAGUUUUAAAUACUUGUAAAUCAUUCUUCCAUACUGUAACUUCCACCUACUGGAUAAAAAGACAUUUGAGCAGCACAGUACAUAGCAUCAACAGAUUUGCAAAGUUAGCAAAAUCUUUAGUUGGUAAGUUGUUUGUAGACCAAUUUGUGGUCAUACAAUUACACAUUUUCAUUAAUAAAUAAUUACAAGUGCUAAGGACAUAUUUAUAUUUGCCAGAUGAGGUAGAGCAGGUAAGAGGCCUGGCUGAACUGACAAGGAAGCAGUUAGUUCCUGUAUUACACUUACAAGGUGCUUCUUAACUCGUGUAAAUGACCUCUUUCAUGCUUCUUCCACAAAUAAAGAACAAUUUCA